UCGAUCAGUGAUGCUGGCAUCGAUUAACUCCUCGUUUCCCGCGACUCCCGCAGCAGCAGCAGCAGCAGACCAGAGCAGCGGAGCUCAGAGGGAUCGAUCGAUCGCUCGAUCGACCGGAAGAAGCAGCAUCACGGCCAUCCUGAGGCCGAUGCCGGAGGAACAGCCGGUGAUCAGCACCACUUUCUGCCCGGGACUCGCCAUCGCUCCGCCCGCCUCUCUGCGCCCUGUUCGGCCCUUAACUCACUCACCGAGACACCGGCUGCAGGACUCCGGCUGCAAGACACCGGCUGCAGGAUGAGCGGCGAUUUGAGGUGUCCCGCGGGAGCCACGAGGGGACGUGAACCGAGCUGACCCGCCGCACAUGCCCGCAGGAUGGGUCAACGGAGCCCGGCGCGCGAGACAUGGCUGCUGAUGCUGGUCGUCGCGGUGUGUCACACCUCAAGGGCAGCCAAUCCCAUCGAUGUCCUGAAGGUCCUGGAGCUGUCGGAGAACAUGGAGGGCGUGUCGCUGGAGGCCGGCCUGUGCACCAGCCGGAAGGGCAGAGAGGAGACGGACCUCUCCUUUAAGAUCGACAAGAAGAUUCAGCUGAGUGCGCCCACCAAGCAACUCUUCCCCGAUUCGCCGUUCCCUAUGAAUUUCUCCGUGUUGACGACGGUCAGAGCUGUGAAAGGCUCACAGGUCUUUCUCCUCUCCUUGUAUGACUCGCAGGGCACGCAGCAGCUGGGCGUAGAGGUCGGCCGCUCUCCUGUCUUCCUGUACGAGGACCACGAGGGUCAGCCGCCUCCCGAGCUUUACCCCACCUUCAGGAAGAUCAACCUGGCUGAUGGCAAGUGGCACAGAGUGGCCUACAGUGUGGAGGGCCAGUCCGUGACCCUCUACCUGGACUGUGUGAGGCUGGACACCCUGGACCUGCUCAGAGGUCACGACCCCCACGUCAGCACGGAGGGAGUCACCGUGUUCGGAACCCGCCUGCUGGACGAAGACGUGUUUGAAGGAGACAUCCAGCAGCUGCUCCUCGUCGAUGACCCCAGAGCGGCGGAGACGUACUGUCGGGACUACAUCCCAGACUGCGACGCGCCCCUGCCCUACGACAGCGUAUUGGCCGAGGAUGAGGAGGCGGAGAGAGCACCUAAGAAACACGUGGUGGAGGAGUUCGAGGAGUUUGACUACAGCGACCUCUACGAAGAAAUCUCCACCGCCACGGUGUCCGCCGGUCCCAAUGUCACCGAGUACGAGAUCAUAGAGUACGAGGACUACGACAACACUACGGGUUACGGCCACGCCGACGAGUACGAGUACGAGGAAGAAUACGACGAGCGCUUCGGACCGGCUCAGACGGAGCGGGGCUUUUCCCUCAACGCACGGGAUUUACCAGAGAAAGGACAGAAAGGAGAACCAAGCUAUUUAGGCGUGGGAACGGAGAUCACCGGACCUCAGGGGCCUCCAGGACCUGAGGGAGAGCCCGGGUCUCCUGGAAUCACAGGACCGGUGGGACCUCGAGGAGACCCCGGAGACCUGGGCCCUCCGGGGCGGCCAGGCCUCAAUGGAGCUGAUGGGAUCCCAGGGCCCCCGGGCAACAUCAUGAUCAUACCGUUCCAGUCAGGUAGUGGAGGUCCAAAGAACGGUGCUGUUUCGGCACAGGAGGCGCAGGCCCAGGCCAUCCUGCAGCAGACCAAGCUGGCCAUGAAGGGACCUCCAGGUCCGCUCGGCCUCAGGGGCCGACCUGGACCACUGGGUGGACCGGGUCCAUCUGGGCUGAAGGGGACCAGUGGAGAGAAUGGGCCACCGGGUCCUACGGGAAUGACAGGUAUCCCAGGUCAGAACGGACGACCUGGGAAAAGGGGUCGAGCAGGUACAGAUGGCGGCCGUGGUGCGAUAGGAGAAUCUGGAGCGAAGGGUGAUCGCGGGUUCGACGGCUUGCCUGGUCUCCCUGGAAACAAAGGGCAUAAAGGGGACAGGGGGAAACCCGGCCUGGCAGGUCCUUCAGGAGAGCCAGGAGAGAAGGGCUCCGAGGGGCCACACGGGCCAAGAGGACAGCCGGGCGAUGCCGGCUCCAGAGGUCUGAACGGCCCCAGAGGUCGUCCUGGUCCCUCAGGCCAACCUGGCAUCCGAGGAAUCGAUGGGGUUCAAGGCUCGAAGGGAAACAUAGGGGCACCAGGAGAAGUCGGAGCGCCCGGACAACAAGGCAACCCUGGAAUCCUGGGCUUUCCCGGUCCUCAGGGGUUAGUCGGGCUGCCAGGAGAUAAGGGGCCUCAAGGGAAGAAAGGGAUGCAGGGCCUACCUGGAAACGAUGGGCCUCCUGGUCACCCGGGGAGGGAAGGUACUCCGGGUGAAAAAGGGCUGCCGGGUCCUCUGGGAGUGCAGGGGCCUGUUGGAUACCCUGGACAACGAGGAGUUAAGGGAGCCGAUGGAGUCCGAGGACUAAAGGGAAGCAAAGGCGAGAAGGGAGAGGACGGCUUCCCUGGCGCCAAGGGGGAGAUGGGAGGCAAAGGCGACACCGGAGACAACGGAGUUGUAGGCGGCCGAGGAGAAGACGGGCCUGAGGGGCCAAAAGGCCAAACGGGUCCUCUAGGAGAAGCCGGCCCUUCUGGUAUUCUUGGAGAGAAGGGGAAACUGGGAGUUCCUGGGCUGCCGGGAUAUCCAGGACGGCUGGGGCCUAAGGGAUCUGAUGGUUUCCCUGGGUCACUGGGAGCUGCAGGAGAGAAAGGGAAAAAAGGUCCUGCAGGGCAACCUGGAGGCGUAGGCCAGAGGGGUCCAAAUGGUGCACGAGGAGGCAGAGGGGCAAGAGGGCCUACAGGGAAAUCAGGAGAGAAGGGCGCCUCAGGACACGAUGGACCCCCAGGAUCCAAUGGAGAGAGAGGACCUCAAGGGCCACAAGGAAGAAACGGAGAGCCAGGACCUAAAGGAUCAAGCGGUCCAGGUGGGAAGGACGGACUUCCAGGUCACCCAGGGCAAAGAGGAGAGCCGGGAUUCCAAGGGAAGACGGGACCUCCAGGACCCUCAGGUGUUGUGGGGCCACAGGGCAAAUCGGGAGAGUCUGGCCCAACGGGCGACCGCGGUCACCCAGGGGCACCAGGGGUACCUGGAGAGCACGGUUUACCUGGGGCUGCUGGGAAGGAAGGUGGGAAGGGGGACCCAGGUUUACCUGGGACAUCCGGGAAGAGCGGCCCCACAGGACUUAAGGGGUUCAGGGGAAGCCGAGGAGCACCGGGAACUAUGGGGCCUCCCGGUCUGAAAGGAGGAUCCGGACCUACAGGAGUCUCGGGAGCCAUAGGGUCCACAGGCGAGAGGGGCCCUCCGGGUUCAGCUGGUGCCAUUGGACAGCCUGGUCGGGCCGGGGCGAUUGGAGGACCUGGACCAAUGGGAGAGAAGGGGGAGCCUGGAGAGAAGGGUCCUAUUGGACCGGCAGGUCAGGAUGGAGAUCAGGGAACAGUUGGGAUGCCUGGAGCUACGGGUCCUGCAGGACCUCCGGGAGACGACGGGGAUAAGGGAGAGCAAGGAGGCCCCGGGCAGAAAGGCAGCAAAGGAGACAAAGGAGAAGCAGGCCCUUCAGGCCCCACGGGCACCCAGGGCCCCAUCGGUCAGCCUGGACUCCCGGGUCUGGACGGGUCGGUCGGCCCCCGGGGGCAGCAGGGCAUGUACGGUCCGAAAGGGGACGAGGGACUCCGUGGCUAUAAGGGCGCGAGAGGGCCGAUAGGAUUACAGGGAAUGCCGGGCAUGCCAGGAGAGAAGGGUGAGAGUGGACAUGUGGGAUUGAUGGGUCCACCUGGGCAACAAGGCCCGACUGGCCCUCAAGGACCUAUUGGGGGACAGGGUCCGAGCGGGCGACUGGGAAUGGUAGGACAGCCAGGUGUUGUUGGAGAGAAGGGGGAGGAUGGUGAGGCUGGUGACCCCGGAUCAGUUGGUUUUUCAGGAAAGCUGGGAGAAAAAGGAGACCAAGGGGAGAAGGGAGAUACAGGCGCUCCAGGAGCAGCUGGUCCUCCAGGAGCCAGGGGCCAAACAGGGGAGGAUGGAGCCAAGGGCAACGCUGGUCCCAUUGGCCUCACCGGGGACUUUGGACAACAGGGAGAGGCUGGACCCAAUGGUGUGGAUGGCCUGCCUGGGUCUAAAGGAGACACCGGGGAUCCUGGAAAAUCAGGACCACCGGGAGCACCAGGGGAACCUGGACCAUCUGGACCUCCUGGGCGAAGGGGCCACUUGGGGAAACCAGGGAAGGGCGGAAAGGCAGGCGUGAAAGGAGUGAAGGGUUCCCCCGGUUUCGAGGGCCCCAUAGGGAAAACAGGGCCCGUAGGUGGCCAGGGGUAUUCUGGCAAGCCAGGCCCCCAGGGUCUAAGAGGGAUUCCCGGCCCUGCAGGUGAGCAGGGCCUAAAUGGACCACCUGGCCAGACAGGACCACCAGGUCCCAUGGGUCCGCCAGGAUUACCAGGACUGAAGGGAGACCCUGGCAAGAAGGGAGACAAGGGUCAUGGUGGGCUGAUAGGUCUGAUAGGGCCGCCAGGAGACAUUGGAGAGAAGGGGGACAGAGGACUGCCAGGAAACCAAGGACUACCAGGUCCAAAAGGAGAUGAGGGUUCAGUCGGCCCGUAUGGCCCCCACGGCCCCCCUGGCCCCACGGGCCUGUCUGGUGCUAUUGGUCUAAAGGGCUCUAAAGGAAACCAGGGUCCGAUUGGCCCCAGAGGAGACAAUGGGCCUGCAGGACCUCCAGGACCACCGGGACUGCCGGCCGUCGGAAUGUCCCCUUAUCCAGAGCGAGGAAGGCGGAGGAGAACCAACCCCUUGGUAGACGGUGCUGCACUUGAACGGGAGGAGGAGGAGGAGGAGGAGGAGGACGUGAUAGAUGGAGGAGAGGAGGACUGGAUGCAGGGGGACCAGGCGGUGCAGGGCGACGCGACGAAGGAGAAGGAGGGCCAAGGCAUGGAGGAAGUGUUUGCGUCGCUGUCCUCGAUGAAAGUGGAGGUGGAGGGUCUGCGUAACCCACAAGGGACGUACCUCAGCCCAGCCCGCACCUGCAAGGAGCUCUGGCUCCUCCAACCUGGGCUCCCCAACGGCGAGUACUGGAUAGAUCCCAACCAGGGCUGCCAUCGAGACUCCUUCAGAGUGUUUUGUAACUUCACUGCGGAGGGAGAGACAUGUCUGCAACCCGACAAGAAGUUCCAGUCGGUGAAGUUGGCUGCCUGGAAAGGGGAACAGCACGGCACAUGGUACAGUAAAUUCAGGAAAGGAAAACAGUUCUCCUACUCGGGGUCCGAGGGCGUUCCGGUACACGUUGUCCAGUUGACCUUCCUGCAGCUGCUGAGCGCCACGGCCAAGCAGACCUUCACCUACCACUGCCUCAACUCCGCCGCGUGGCUGCACACCGCCACCCACGGCCACGAGCGCGCACUGCGCUUCCGGGGCAGCGACGGGGAGGAGCUGACGCACGAGAACGCGCAUUACAUCAGUGCACUGUACGACGGAUGUCAGACGCGCUCAGGGCAGGAGAGGACUGUGUUGGAAUUUGACGCUCCGCUGUCCAGCACGCUCCCCAUCCUUGAUGUGGCUGUGUCCGACUUCGGAAAUGGCAACCAGAAAUUUGGUUUCCAGGUCGGCCCGGUCUGCUUCAACGGUUAACUGAGCCAUGGAGAGAGAUCACAGCAAGAGUAAUUUAAUAGGAGAAAAAAAAUAACUAUGGACAUUUUUUUUUACAUGCAGGGAGAAAACUACUUACAAGACAUACACAAUGUGAUAUAUUUAUAAGUCAAUUUACCUACAACAGUGUUCUUCUUCUCAUCAUGAAUUCUUCCAUACACAGAUUCAUUGACUCAGACUCACACUUAUUCAAUAUAUUCAUCACAAAUCUCACAGCUGACCCACAUUCUGUGUGUUUUCCAGAGAAGAGCAUACAUUUUUUUGGACUGUCAGUAACCUCAGUUACGGAUUUUUUUUUCUUCCUUCCUACUCUGUAGGAGUAAGUGGUGCUCUCAUAGAUUCAUUCAUGUCCUGCUCAUACAAUUAUUACCUAUGCACUUAAUUCCCAUCCCAUCCAUUAUGAGUGAAUCGUCAUCAAACAAAAACUUACAUACCUUAUUCCAGCAACAUUCACCCGCCAUGUUCUGUCUUCAGGAAACCUCAACUUGUUUUGUGUUAUUUUUUGUUUUGUUGUCGUAAUUUUAUUAAUGAUCUGUGAUGUAGUGUAUGUUGGAGUGUAAGUCAUCAAGGUGCUAUUAUGUAGCUCCCUGCAGAGUACAUUUCUUUGAAAUAGGGAACUGGGGCAGUGCAUUUUUAAAAAAAAUAUAUAUAUUGUGAAGCCAUGUUUUAUAUUUUUUCAACAUAACAAACAAUCAAACUGUGGUACAUGAUUGCCUCAAGGUCUUUAUAUGCAUAGUUGUGUGGAGGAGGAGUGACUAACAUAUUUUAAUAAAAAGUACAUAAUGUACAUUUAAAUUAA
Scophthalmus maximus (turbot) is the source of this 6427-nucleotide messenger RNA. RefSeq names its product collagen alpha-1(XI) chain-like. The transcript is spliced from 68 exons. Gene Ontology annotation, molecular function: extracellular matrix structural constituent. NCBI's taxonomy places the organism in Eukaryota, Metazoa, Chordata, Actinopteri, Pleuronectiformes, Scophthalmidae. The coding region runs from base 373 to 5610 and encodes 1745 amino acids. The record is from RefSeq and is a predicted model, not a curated record.